AUGGACACGUUUCUAGAGACAACAGGCAGAGAGCGCAAGUCCAGGCAGAAUUAUCUAGAUGAGUUCUUGUCUGCAAUAAAGAUUUUUGGCUAUCUGGAAAGCCAAGUGUUCAAUGAGCUGACCAAAAGCAUGCAGACGCAGAAGCUGGACUCUGGCGAGAUUGUAUUUUUGGACGAAAACUCAGGGUUCAUGAUCUGCGUCGAGGGCGAGAUUGAGGUCUUUUGCAAGAUUGGAAGCUCAAACGACGAGUAUGCGGUGUUCACCAAUGAAUCCUCCACCAAUUAUGUCAUUGUUGACGACAUCAAGUACAGACUUCUGAAUAAUGUCAAAAGCGGUGCUCCGUUGUCAUCGUUGACAAGUGUGCUGAACCUGCUCACUGCUUCUGAAUUGAAUACUCCAGACAGACACGCUUCUGGUAUAUUACCUGUUCCAUCCGAUUUUGACCUGGACAACAAGGUUUAUGCAGACUCUCCUGUGCCACAGCUACCCUGCUCGAACGAAACGCCAACCCUGAUCGCCAUUCCGAAAAACAAUUGCACCAUUUCCAUCAUCCCCAAAGACUCGUUCACAAGACUCGCUUAUAAAUACCCCAAGGCCACCUGUCACAUUGUACAGAUGAUUCUGACCAAACUGUACCGUGUUACGUUUCAGACGGCGCAUGACUACCUUGGCCUCACCACAGACAUCAUGCGGACAGAAAUCAACCUCAACAAACGAUGUUCCAAUGUGCUUCCCUCUUAUCUAAGCAACAACGUUGUGGAGCGCUUUACGCCAAGAUUGUCUUCUUACAGCACACUGAACGAGUCGCAUUCGCUGCUUAAAAGAAGCCAGAGCUCCAAAGUGAUGAGGUCAGAGCCGCUGCAUUUAAACCCUAGUUCUAGGUCCGUUUCGCCAGGGGGUCCGGUUUCCAUCAACACGGCUCCUAACUCUUUUAUGGCAGCACUCAGUUCGGACGCAGACGAAAGCAACCAGAGCGACGACAUGCUUGCCAUGCCUCGGUCGCGAAUCAAGGUCCGUAGACCAAGGAGCGAGGUUUCAAGCGCGAGAAACUCAUCAAGACACUUCUCAUUGGCUGCUCGAAAUUCGACUAAUCCAGGAGACCUUGUUUCGAACGUUCCUGUGUCUCAUUUGGACAAGAUGGCAAGCAUUGAGAAGACAGAUAAGAGCCAUCUGCACGACAGAAUCAUCAACGGUGAAAACGAAGAGCCUGCAGAGAUGGCUGUUCGCGUAGCCAUAGCAGAGAGCAUUUGCGAAAGCAUUGGUGUGGACCGUGGGUCGCUCCAGGUCUCGUCUCCAAGCAGAAUGAGCUUCUCGCCUUCGGUGGUGAGCUCGCCGAUGAUUGCAGGCAUCACCGAAAUGAAUAUCAAACCGAAAGGCCUCGGUAUCGGAACGAAAUCAAAGGUUCGCACUUUUUCGUCUCAUAAUCUCGGCAAUCUCAACGAUGAUGAGGACGGAACCACAGAGAGUCAGAAGAGUUUUAUGGAUUUCGAGAACAUCAAGUCUGACCUCGCCAACUCGAUCACUUUGAAACACAUAUCAACUGGAACAAAACUGAUCGAAGCUAAUGAGCACACGCCAGGAAUUUUCUACGUGAUAGACGGAGCUCUGAAAGUCACUUACAUGAACGAAAAUACCGACGGAGACCCUACAGAGGAGUUUGUUUACGAGGUGAAGCAAGGCGGCAUUGCUGGGUAUCUGGGAACCUUAAUUGGGUCCAAAUCCUUUGUGAAUGUGGUGGCAGCUUUGGACUGCUAUGUGGCAUUUUUACCCAGAGAGGUUUUUGAGAUCUUGAACGAGCGUUUCCCGUACCUUCAGCUGGCCAUUGCAAAAAAUCUAUUGCGCAUUCUUGACAAACGUCUGCUAUUGGCAGACUACGCUAUGGAAUGGGUCCACACUUCCGCUGGUGACUCUUUAUACACCCAGGGAGACCCUGCUAAUGGUAUCUAUAUUGUUCUCAACGGACGGUUCAGAUCGAUGAGGACUUCUGAGGGCAAGGAUGCGCAGCCUGUAAUUGUGGCAGAGCAUGGACAGGGCGAGUCUCUUGGAGAGGUGGAGGUGCUGACCAAGACCAAGCGGGACUUGACCUUGGUGGCUAUUCGCGACUCUGAGCUUGCUCGUAUUCCACGGAGUCUCUUUGAAAUGAUCGCUCUCAGCAAUCCGUCCAUCAUGGUCAAAGUCACACGGAUUGUUGCAAACAGAUUUAUCCAUAGCAAAGAGCACGACGGAAAUUUUGAGCUGACAUCGCCCACGGCUCCAAUCAAGGACGACAACUUCAGCAAAAACUUCAACAACUACCGAACAAUUACCAUCCUGCCAAUCACGUACGGUUUACCAGUCGUUGAAUUUGGCGAACGGCUUACGACUGCACUAGAAAACGUCAGCAAGACCGCCAAAAUGCUGACCCAGUCCACUGCGCUGAGUCGUCUCGGAAAACACGCGUUUGACCAUCUGGCCAAGCUGAAACAGAGUGGCUACUUCUCCGAGCUAGAAGAUAAAUAUGACAUUGUCAUCUACGUCGCCGAUACGCCUGUCAACUCUUCCUGGACAAAGACGUGCAUCCAGCAAGGAGACUGUAUCCUUCUCCUAGCGGACUCUCAGCAGCCUCCGAAUAUUGGCGAGUACGAGCGGCUGCUGGUGAAAAACAACACUACGGCCCGCACAGAACUCAUUCUCCUUCAUCCAGAACGAUACGUGGAGCCUGGAUCAACGAACAAUUGGCUCAAGAACCGGAUCUGGGUCCAUUCGCACCACCAUGUCCAGCUUUCGUUUGACACGAAUUCCAUGCCUUCAGAAGUUGACUUUGGCCCAAUAUCCAAAUCCGCAAAUACAAGCAAACUUCUCACUGCCACUACUGCCAAGCUGUCUGCCAAUCUACGGAACAUGCUGAGUAACAACGAGUUUCUGCAAAUGAUCAAGCAAACCAGAGAGGCGUUCAAGUCCAAAAGAUAUUACCGGCCCAUGCAAGAACAUAAGGACGAUUUUAUGCGUCUUGCGCGUAUUCUUACUGGACAGGCAGUUGGUCUCGUUUUGGGAGGAGGCGGUGCUCGCGGGAUCAGUCACAUUGGUGUCAUUGCUGCUUUGGAGGAGAAAGGUAUACCUGUUGAUUUUGUUGGUGGCACUUCGAUAGGAGCGUUUGUUGGUGCUCUGUAUGCUCGUGAGUACGACCUGGUUCCAGUUUAUGGAAGAGCAAAGACUUUCUCGGGACGCAUGGGCUCUAUUUGGCGUUCAUUGUUGGAUCUAACUAUUCCCUUGACUUCGUACACCACUGGCCACGAGUUCAAUCGAGGAAUAUGGAAGGCCCUGGGAGACUCCCGGAUUGAAGACUUCUGGAUCAAAUUCUACUGCAAUUCCACCAACAUCACCGAGUCUGUCAUGGAGAUUCACACUUCGGGCUACGCAUGGAGGUAUGUGCGUGCUUCCAUGUCUCUUGCUGCUCUUUUACCUCCACUAACUGACAAUGGUAACAUGCUUCUUGACGGAGGCUAUAUCGACAAUUUGACAGUUGAGGAAAUGAAACGGCGUGGAGCACACGCCAUCAUUGCGUGUGAUGUCGGGUCGGAAGAUGACCGGUCCAAGAUGCACUACGGUGAGUCGCUCAGUGGUCUAUGGGUGCUGUUGAAUCGUAUAAAUCCAUUUUCAGCUCACCCUAACGUUCCUACCAUGACAGACAUCCAGAUUCGACUGGCGUACGUGGCGUCUGUCAUUGCACUGGAAAAGUCGAAAAAUUCCAAGGAUUGCGUUUAUUUAAGGCCACCAAUAGAAGGCUAUGCCACGUUAGACUUUUCGAAGUUUGACGAGAUCUACGGCGUGGGGUCCAAGUACGCGGCUGAGGUCCUUAACAAGCUGCAAAGCAAGGGCGAAUUGCCAUCCUUCAAAACUAGAAGACGCGAGUUGAAUAAACAUCCAACUCUCCAGAGAAGAAAUUCGAUAUAG
This is a messenger RNA of Ogataea angusta, 3933 nucleotides long. RefSeq lists its product as uncharacterized. Gene Ontology annotation, biological process: phosphatidylcholine metabolic process. Gene Ontology annotation, cellular component: endoplasmic reticulum. The transcript has a single exon. Lineage: Eukaryota; Fungi; Ascomycota; Pichiomycetes; Pichiales; Pichiaceae. The record is from RefSeq and is a predicted model, not a curated record. Gene Ontology annotation, molecular function: phosphatidylcholine lysophospholipase A1 activity. The coding region runs from base 1 to 3933 and encodes 1310 amino acids.